Saccostrea cuccullata (small rock oyster) is the source of this 1045-nucleotide messenger RNA. RefSeq names its product xanthine dehydrogenase/oxidase-like. Gene Ontology annotation, molecular function: oxidoreductase activity; FAD binding; iron ion binding. The annotation marks the transcript as partial. The record is from RefSeq and is a predicted model, not a curated record. NCBI's taxonomy places the organism in Eukaryota, Metazoa, Mollusca, Bivalvia, Ostreida, Ostreidae. The transcript has 8 exons.
AUGGCGGCAAGCGAUGUGAAGUGUGAUAAGAAACCAGAGACAUGUCUCUUGACGGUGAAGUAUUUACGACUUGAACUCUAUCACAGUAAGUUCCCCGACUCCAGGCGAGCGCAGAAAUCCCUCCACCCCUCCAAUAGUAAGAAGGCUUCCAUGGCUCAGCCAUACCAUCGAUCUACACUGGAGAUGACUUCAUCUGUGUUUGCUGAGUUUGUUUUAUGUGAAGAGGACAGCACUGUGUGUAUAGGUUUAAUAUCAAGAGUAUUCAUGGCAGACAAAGCUGUUGCUGGAAAUAUAAUGACAGCUAGUCCCAUAUCAGAUUUGAACCCCUUGUUUUUGGCAGCAGGGGUAACUCUUACCGUGAUGUCUAAAGAUCAGGGUACACGCCAGAUUGUAAUGGAUGAGAAGUUUUUCUUAGGAUACAGAAAAACUGCUGUCAAACCCGAAGAAGUCCUAGUCUCUGUUAAACUGCCUUUUAUGCAGCAGAAUGAGUAUUUCUUUGGAUACAAACAAGCCAACAGAAGGGAGGAUGACAUUGCUAUUGUAAAUGCAGGAAUUCAGGUUCAGUUUGAACCCAGUUCUAACAAUAUUAAAGGAAUGAGGCUGGCGUUUGGUGGUAUGGCCCCCACCACAGUGAUGGCUACAAAGGCAAUGAAAAACUGUAUAGGAAGGAAAUGGGAGGAUGACCUGGUAAAGGAUAUGGCUGACUGGUUAGCAGAUGAUCUCCCCUUACCUCCCGGCUCACCAGGGGGCAUGACUGAGUACAGACGAACUCUAUGCAUCAGCUUUUUCUACAAGUUUUACCUUACCGUCCUAAUGCAAAUAAGACAGAGGCUUCCAGGCAUAGUUCACAGUAAAGUUCCUGCCUCUCAUAAAAGUGCCACUGCCGUCUUCCAAAAAGAUCCAACGAAAAGUACACAGGUGUACGAGGAAGUCGCACCAGGUCAACUGGAACAGGAUCCACUCGGCCGACCCCUGACCCAUCUAUCAGCAGACAAACAAGCCUCAGGAGAAGCUAUCUAUAUUGAUGAUAUUCCUCUUUAUGAGA